Molecule: messenger RNA, 1152 nt
Organism: Rotaria sp. Silwood1
Lineage: Eukaryota; Metazoa; Rotifera; Eurotatoria; Philodinida; Philodinidae
Source: the annotation of a GenBank genome assembly
AUGGGUGGUGAAAUGGUAUAUAUAUUAGAUCAACGUUUAUCAGCUCAAGAAAUUGUUGAUCAAAAAGCAGCUAAAGUGAUAAACGAUAUUGUCGGUGCGAUGUUUAAUAGUAAAUUUGUUGAUGAACUUUUUCGACCACAAGAACUUUAUCCGAAAAAAUCUGUUAAACAUAUCUUUGAAAAAUUAGCUCAUUCAAGCAUUAUGAGAUUAAAUGAAGCUAGUAUGGAUAAGUUAUACGAUCUUAUGACAAUGUCUGUUAAAUUUCAAAUUAUGCUUUGUCCAUGUGCUUCUGAUAUUAUUAAAGUUACUUAUAAUCAUGUAAAUUCAAUGAGAAAAUUAGUUCGCAGCUCAACAGUACUUGAUCUUUUGGAUAAAGCAUUUAUAGCUUUUAAUAAACAAUAUGAACGAUUAAACGAUGUUGAAUGGUUACUUAUUCGUGAUACAAUACUUUUUUUCUUUCAAGAUGUUCAUAUUCGAGUUUCUAUUUUUCUUCGAGAAAAUUUACAAACUCAACAAGGUCUAUUUAUAAUGAAAACAAAUGGUAUUGUUCCAACUGGUUUUCAAACACCCGGUGAAAUUCGAACAUAUAAAAGAGGUCGUUUGAAUAAUACACAUACAUUUAAUGCCGGUGAACGUCAUCAACCACCUGAUGAUAAACGUACUUUUCAUUUAGGUCUUAAUAUUUAUUCGAAAAGUAAAAGUUCAAAUGAAAGUUUAUUAAGUGAUAGUGCUGUUCGUCGACCAUCUGUUAUGGUCAAUGCUGCAUCAGAUAUUGAAAUGAUUAAUCCUGAUCCAAAAAUGAUUGCACAACUUAAUUUACUUUCUGAUCUGAUUGGCAAUAGUAGUGGCGGAGAUUCAUCACGAUCUGGUCUUGUAAAAUUAUCACUAUUCGAUGAUGAUGAUGACGAGGAUACUGGUCCACCAAUUCAAAAACGUCCUCAAGCGUCAUCAACAAGCAGUCAACGACCGAAAAAUGAAGAUAUUACUAUUGAUGUAUCAAAACGAAAUCAAAAUCCUCGUUUAUCUCAUGUUCUACAAGAUUUUGAUUUUGAUGAACGUCCAACACGUCGAGGAAAAAAUGAUGAUGAUGAUGAUGAUUUAUGCGCAAUGAUGGAUCGUUUACCGGAUGGUACUGGAAAUAAACGACGUUGA